AUGGUAAAGACAGGAAAUGAUACCCCUAAUCAUGCUCAUAUUUGCCGCGAGGCAACACAAGAAUGGAACAAAAUUAAAGCUAAAAGUGCAGAAGAAAUCAACGAUAUAAUUAAGAAACAUUUAACUAUACCAUUCAAUCUAUAUAAUAUACAAACAAUGAAAUCAAGAUAUUUUGUGCCUGAAGAAAGCUCAACAUCUUUUCUUUCUACUAUCAACUCAGUAGAACCUAUAUCUGAAAUCCCAAUAAAUGCAGCAGCACAAAAAAGUGUGACAAAUAAAAUUGAAAUAGCUGAAAAAAAAACUCUUAGAACUUAA
Messenger RNA from Dentiscutata erythropus, 315 nucleotides. The record is from the annotation of a GenBank genome assembly. Lineage: Eukaryota; Fungi; Glomeromycota; Glomeromycetes; Diversisporales; Gigasporaceae.